Anopheles funestus (African malaria mosquito) is the source of this 3669-nucleotide messenger RNA. RefSeq names its product delta-1-pyrroline-5-carboxylate dehydrogenase, mitochondrial (gene P5CDh1). Gene Ontology annotation, molecular function: L-glutamate gamma-semialdehyde dehydrogenase (NAD+) activity. The record is from RefSeq and is a predicted model, not a curated record. Bases 727 to 2448 code for a protein of 573 amino acids. The transcript has 6 exons. NCBI's taxonomy places the organism in Eukaryota, Metazoa, Arthropoda, Insecta, Diptera, Culicidae. Gene Ontology annotation, cellular component: mitochondrial matrix.
CGCUCCUCUCACUGCUUGCAUACCUUCUACUCAAACUCACACUGCGUCCGAUACACGAAUGUGUUGCUUUUCUGUUUCAUUGUUUUGAUCCAUCCGGCCAUAACAGUAAUCGCGGUUGCCGUGCUUAUUUUUGCCCACAAAAACUUGUGUAAUCUGCGCUGUCGUGAAUCACGGAACAUUAGCAGCUGGUACGGCGGCAAUGGGCCAAGCAAUAAAGAAGCAUCGCGGGUGGGAAAAAUUGCAUUCGGAACCGAACUCAAAAACUUGCGCCUUGCAAACGUGCUGGUCGUGGACAUAGUUUGUCAGUCGAUUGAUAUUCCCGUGGCUGAAAGCGAUCCCCCAGGUCCGCGCAGUGUGCCAAGUGGUCGUCGCGGUCGGAGUGCGUGCGAAGGACAGCAAGUGUGGACCGUUCUGUACAAAAAGAGUGAGUGUGUGAGGAAUAACGGGCCCCUAACGUCGUGUCGCCAAACGUCGAGCAACAGCGAUUUAGUGAAAGGCGACCCACUCGUGAAACAGCGUGUGCUUUAAGUGUGUUUCCGGUCCGGAAAAUUGUGCUAUCAACUGCAAAAGCUACACCUUCGCUACAGUAAACAACGCAGCGGUUCGAUCGAUCCUAGGGAAAUUCCGUACCGUCACGUAAUCGCGUGAAAAUUAUCGUCACGACAGCUCACCGGAAGCAGUACAACUUGCCGCCGAGCCAGAAGUAGCAACAGCAACACAACAACAAUGUUCACCGUGUGCAAGAGUGCCGCAGGGGCAACGCUGGUCGCUAGCCUGCAAAGGUAUGGUGUCCGCGCAAUGUCCUCGUCGGUGGUGCAGAAUCCAAAGUUGGGCGAAUUCCCGCUUGAAAAUGAGCCCGUACUCGCCUACCGGAAAGGGUCGAAGGAACGCAAAGAGCUGGAAAGCGCACUGAAAAAAGCCGCAGCCAAGAUGGAAGACGUGCCGAUUAUUAUCGGUUCGGAAGAGAUUCGAUCGAAGCAGGUACGCCACCAGGUUAUGCCACACAACCAUAAACACAAGCUGGCCCAGUUCUACUACGCUGACCAGAAGCUGGUCCAGAAGGCGAUCAAGACGGCGACGGAAACGCAGGUCAAGUGGGACCGCACACCGCUCGACGAGCGUAUUCGCAUCUGGCAGAAGGCAGCCGAUUUGAUGGCCGGUCCGUACAGGCAGGAACUGAACGCCGCUACCAUGCUCGGCCAGGCGAAGACGGUGAUUCAAGCGGAAAUUGAUUCUGCCGCCGAGUUGAUCGACUUCAUCCGCAUGAACACGUACUAUCUGAAGGAGGCGGCCAAAUAUCAACCGAUCAGCGAGGAUGCGAAAGUAACGAAGAAUUCGAUGCGGUUCCGUGGCAUCGAUGGGUUCAUUGCUGCCGUCAGCCCCUUCAAUUUCACUGCCAUCGGUGGUAAUCUGGCGUACACGCCCGCCCUCAUGGGCAACGGUGUGUUGUGGAAGCCGUCCGAUACUGCCCUGCUCUCGAACUAUGUCAUUUUCAAGAUUAUGCGUGAGGCCGGUGUACCACCCGGUGUGGUAAAUUUCGUGCCCACGGAUGGUCCUGUGUUUGGUGAUACAAUCACGGCCUCGCCGCAUCUGGCCGGUAUCAACUUUACCGGUUCUGUACCCACGUUCAAUCGCUUGUGGCGUCAGGUGGGCGAGAACAUUAACAGCUACAACAAUUUCCCCCGACUGAUCGGCGAGUGCGGUGGCAAGAACUAUCACUUUGUGCAUCCGUCUGCGGAUGCCGAGUCGGUGGUAAAUGGCACAAUCCGCUCUGCGUUCGAGUUCUGCGGCCAGAAGUGUUCGGCCUGUUCGCGUAUGUACGUGCCCGAAUCCCUAUGGCCAAAGGUGAAGGACGGUUUGCUAAUGAUCCGUGACACACUGAAGGUGGGCGACGUGACCGAUUUUUCCAACUUUACUUCGGCCGUCAUCGACGACAAAGCAUUUGCGCGCAUCAAAUCGUACAUAGAUCAUGCUCGCAGUUCCAAAAAUCUUACCAUUCUCGGCGGUGGCAAGUGUGACGACAGCAAGGGCUACUUUAUUGAACCGACUAUUGUGCAGACAACUGACCCGAACGAUCGCAUUAUGACGGAGGAAAUCUUCGGCCCGGUGCUCACGAUCUAUGUAUAUAAGGACAAGGAUCUCGACAGUACCAUGAAGCUUGUCGGCGGAUCGACCCGGUUCGCACUCACCGGUGCUGUGUUCGCGCAGGACGAAGCGUUCCUCAAGCGAGCUCUGGACGAGUUCAAGAUGACGGCCGGAAACUUCUACCUUAACGACAAAUCAACUGGUUCCGUCGUCGGUCAGCAACCAUUCGGUGGUGGUCGUAUGUCCGGAACAAACGACAAAGCCGGUGGUCCGCAUUACGUGCUCCGGUGGGCUACACCACAAUCGAUCAAGGAAACGUUUGUACCGCUGAAGGACAUCGACUAUCCGUACAUGCGCGAGUAAGCGACGCGUUGAAGCUGAAGCUGUUACUGAUGUUCUUUUGUUUAUACGAGACGAAUGAUUAAUCUUUCCGCUUGUGCCGGGUGAGAACAGUGCGUCAACUUCUGUACAUCCCGGAUUUCCCAUUGGUUUUUCGUUCCUACUAUAACUCACAAGCAUCAAAUAGCUUGUCAGUCGAUUGCUGGAUUUUUCUUUACGUUUUCCUCGUAUACUACUAGUGAGGUAGUACGCCGACCAGCAGCAGGAUCUGUUUGUUUUUUUUUUUGCUUAUUAUCACUAAGCUGACCCGCGUUGAAUAGUAAUUGUCAAGCUUUCUCACGCGGCAGAAGAUUUGGAAAGGGAUCAUAAAACCGGCAACCGGUUGAAAUGAAAUAUGCAGUUCAUAACGCAAGGGCACUCGGUUCCGAAUACAAUUUGACAAUACUUAGCUGCGCAACUGACUGGCGCCGCUCCGGCAGCUGCGGGAUGCAAUAAUGAUCACCACUCGCAUUAAGCUCCAUUCGCACGGCUACGAUGUAGAAUCGCCGUGAUGUUAUUUUUUUUUGUUUGUCCGUUCUUGUUUUAUUACUUUCGUACGGUCCACGACGCAAUAAGUGUGAUUAGUGUGUGCUCCUGCUCGCUAGGAAAAGGUAGUUUUAUAGUGUAUUACUACUUGUUGAACGUGCUGUUUUUCAUUUGCUUUUGGAGUGUUCGGUUCCGGCAAUAUGAAUCGGGCUCUUACUGUGAUUAUUAGAACGAGCCAAUCCGGUUGCGAAUUAAGUAUUACCGAUGCACCGUUAAUGGCAUACAUCGGCCAUCGGCGGCAUGAUGUGUGGGGAAGGGUGCGGUCUGAUCUGAUGAGAACGAACGAGAUACUACAAUUACCCUUAUAACGUAGAUGGGCGCCAUUUUCUGACCGACCACCUUUGAUGUAGCUCCACUGCUAUAUUUAAUCAUCAGUCGCAACAUAAAACCAAAUCUCAAAAACCAUCUAUAUACAUGUUUCUGUGGCCGCAGUAUAACGAGAACGUGUACGACGGUUCGAUGAAAAGAAAACCACGUAUAUGGAGACAAACGACAAGCAACAAGGUGGACCCGUUUGCUGCUGCAUUAUUGGCCGUUUGAUGAUUGUAUCAAACAACUAUCAUAAGCGUAGCGUAAGAAUGAGACAAAAAUUAUACUGAACGAAAACAAAAAACACACACACAAUAAUAAGUUAAUAAAUGUUUUAAAAAUGAAAAACAA